UUAUCACGUCAUUUGAUGACCAAAUUCCAAUUGGAGUCAUAAAUUGAGUGAAAUUUUCGAUUUUUCUGCAUAAAUAAGGAGUUUAAUGUAAGAAAAAGUGUCGAAAUAGGACAUAAUGGAAGGAGCUUGGGCCAAUUCUGACGCCAAUAACUUCAGAAAUCCACAAAUAAUGGAUGAUACUUCGAGAAUUUUCAAUCGUCAAGGGAUGCAAGGACUAUCGAGACCUUCUGCGCCUCCUGUUCCUCCUCGUCCCUAUGGAGGUAAUUCGAUGCCCUAUAAUGCAGGAUAUGGCGCUUCCAGCUAUUUUGGAGGGGGAUACGGAGGCUUUGGAGGCGGAUAUUCGCCAUUUGGCAUGUCCGGGAUGUACGGAAGCGGAUAUGGAUCACGAUUUGGGGGCUUCGGAGGUUAUGGAUAUAGCUCAAUGGGCGGCGGAGAUGCCGAAAAUAGAUUCAUUCAAAUUGCAGAGGAGAGUUCCCGUUCGGCUUUUCAGAGUAUUGAGUCAGUUGUGAAUGCCGUGCUAAAUAUCGCUCAAAUGUUGGAAAGUACCUAUUUCGCGCUUACGAGUUCAUUUCGGGCUGUUUUAGGUGUCGCUGCGAAUUUCGGACGACUUCGGGGAUUAUUUUCGCAGUUUUGGACCUCGUUUGCGCUUUUUAGAACCUUUAAUUGGCUCAUAAAAAAAGUAUUGUACAUGUUAAGACUAUCGAACAUCGAUCCGGGCUCAAAAGCGUUGCAAGAAGCCUAUAUCGCUGCCCAAUCCGGCGAAAUGUCCCCACAAAAGUCAAGUUCGUUGGCUGUCAUCACAUUCCUCGGUUUUAUCACGAUUGGACCGUAUCUCCUGAUGAAAUUGCUCGGCACAGUCAGCAAUACAGCGAUAGAAGAAACCAAAAACCCCAAAGCAUGGACAAAUCCGAUCGAAGCUGUGGCGCAAUAUGACUUUGUAGCUUCGUCGCCCGCCGAAUUGAGUGUCAGAUGCGGGCAAAAUGUCGUCGUUGCACCGAAAAGCGUUCAAAAUGUUCACAAAUUGCUCGAUUCGGGAUGGGUUCUUGCAAGUACAGAUGGCGUGACGUCAGGAUUAGUUCCCGUUAAUUACAUCGAAAGCACGAAACAAGCCAAAUUGAAGGAGCCUGUUGGUAUGCCAAGUAUUCCUGAGGAGCAGCAAGUGACGAGCAAUGAAGAAGUGAAAAAAGACGAAUUAUAAAAAUUAAAUUAAUUUUUUAAAAAAUUUAUCAACUUACGUUUAGUGCAAAUAUUAUGGGUGUUAUAAUUUUUUUGUUAUUUUCUUAACUCAUUAAAUCGACUUUUAUUUUAAGGCUUA
Molecule: messenger RNA, 1315 nt
Organism: Culicoides brevitarsis
Lineage: Eukaryota; Metazoa; Arthropoda; Insecta; Diptera; Ceratopogonidae
Product: peroxisomal membrane protein PEX13-like
Exons: 4
Coding region: 116-1198 (360 amino acids)
Biological process (GO): protein import into peroxisome matrix, docking
Cellular component (GO): peroxisomal importomer complex; peroxisomal membrane; peroxisome
Molecular function (GO): protein binding
Source: RefSeq, a predicted model, not a curated record